AUGGCGGCGAGGAGGCAUCAUGCGGUCCCCGGGGGCGGAGAGGACAGUGACAGUGACGAUUCGUGGAGCUUUGACAGCCAUCAGGAGACGAGCAAGUUGGACAUUGAAAGCAGUGAAGAAUCUCUUAAGAAUGCUCUCACUUCAGGAAAUGUGAAGUUAGUUGAAAAUCUCCUGGAUUCAGGAAUAAAUGUUGAAUGUGGCUUCCAGUUUGGUUGGACUCCUUUGAUGUAUGCUGCUAGUGUUGCGAAUUUGGAAAUGGUACGUGUUCUUCUCGAUAGAGGUGCUAAUGGAAACUUUGAAAGAGAUAACUUUACUGCACUUAUGGCUGCAUGUACUGCGCGGGCAUCUGAGGAAAAUAUUGUGAAGUGUGUUGAUUUGCUGCUUUCAAGAAAUGUGAACCCAAAUGUAUGCUGCAGGAAGAAAAUGACUGCGGUUAUGCUUGCUGCUUGUGAAGGUCACACAAAAGUAGUUACACAACUGGUUGCCCAUGGUGCAGAUAUAAAUGCACAGGAUGAGAAUGGCUUUACAGGAAUGACAUGGGCUGCCCAUACUGGACAUAAGAACACAGUUUUAAAGAUGUUGGAACUGGGAGCUGACAUAAGGCUAUCAACUAAAGGUGGAAAUACAGCAGCUGAUAUAGCUAGGCAAAACAACCAUUUAGAGAUUUUUAACAUCCUUUCAUUUUCUGGAAAUCUAAGUAAUGGAAAAUUAAACUUGAGUAAAGAGGAGACGAUGGGUAGAUAUCUGAGAGAACAACCCAAGACCUCACUGGAGUGCCGAAGUUACUCGGCCUCCACUGAUCUAGAACUGUUUUUGCAUGGCGUGGGCUUGGAGCACCUGGCAGAAUUACUGAAGGAAAAUGAUUUGACUUUGAGGCAACUUUUGUGUUUGGAAGAAAGAGAGCUUAAACAAUUGGCAGAAAUUACAGAUGAAGACUGUAAAAAAAUUAUGGCGGCAAUGAAAGAAGUUCAUGCUGAAGAGAGAAAACUUGAAAAGUUGCCAUCACUUUCAAAAUUGGAAUCAAGUGAUGAGCUGUUCACAUUUCUCUUAAAGCUGAAUCGUCAGUGUAAUGCUAUAACUCAAGCAGUGGUAACUGUAAGCAACCAAAUGCCUUCGAAUCCUCAAAAGGAAGUCUUGGAGUGGGAUUCUUCUCUAAAUUUUUGUACUGUUUGUGAAGACAUUCUCACAAGCGUUACUGAGCUGAAUAAAGAGAUCAGCAGACUUCAGGAUCUUUUAAAUAAGUUGGGCUGGGAACCAGUAGAUCCAGGAAUAAGACAGGGUCCAGGGAAGCUCAGUUACUUUGAAGCUACUGCCUUAUUUUGUAAGCCCUGA
This is a messenger RNA of Bufo bufo (common toad), 1332 nucleotides long. It is a transcript of the gene ASZ1, whose product is annotated as ankyrin repeat, SAM and basic leucine zipper domain containing 1. The record is from RefSeq and is a predicted model, not a curated record. Gene Ontology annotation, cellular component: pi-body. The transcript is spliced from 14 exons. Gene Ontology annotation, biological process: piRNA processing. Gene Ontology annotation, molecular function: protein binding. The coding region runs from base 1 to 1332 and encodes 443 amino acids. Lineage: Eukaryota; Metazoa; Chordata; Amphibia; Anura; Bufonidae.